Molecule: messenger RNA, 4570 nt
Organism: Mytilus californianus (California mussel)
Lineage: Eukaryota; Metazoa; Mollusca; Bivalvia; Mytilida; Mytilidae
Product: protein mono-ADP-ribosyltransferase PARP15-like
Exons: 7
Coding region: 1160-2053 (297 amino acids)
Biological process (GO): negative regulation of gene expression
Cellular component (GO): nucleus; cytoplasm
Molecular function (GO): NAD+ poly-ADP-ribosyltransferase activity; transcription corepressor activity
Source: RefSeq, a predicted model, not a curated record
ACAAGGUCCAAGAGAGGAAUUAAUGGGGAAGGUUAUCGCAGAAUCAAUUUUAGAAUUUGUCAAAGAGGGACAAACGACUCAUUUACAACACAUCUACUUAAUCAUAUUUCAAGAUAAAAUGGUGCAGCCUAUGUUGAAAGCAGUGCGUUUUUCUUUAAAACCAGAUACAAUGGAUCAGUACACAUUGACAAAAGGCAAUUCAGCUUUUAGAGAGAAAAAUGUUCAAAAACAAGAUUUGCCUGUUCUUCCAGUUGUAGAUGUUGAGAACACUAACCAGUCGUCUGUAACAUUUAUAAUCUACUUUCAAUCCGGAAAUGAUUUAAGUGUGGCUAAGACAAUGUUGGAACAAGCAAUAUCAGAAAAGUAUCAGACAGAGAAACGACAUGACGGUGUCAUCGCAAACAUAACACAAAAUGAAGUCGACUAUUUAAAAGCAGUUGAAAAUAGACAUGCAGUUAUAAUGACAGUAGACAAGGUGAAAUGUGACAUUAUCAUAAAAGGUCUUGUUGACGAAGUAAUGAAUGCAAAGCAAGAUAUUUUUGAUGCCCUAAGAAAGUUUAGCCACACUCGACAUUGUCAAGCAGAAGCUGCAAUUAUCAAAGAACAAGUCCAGUGGUAUCUAAAGUUAAGUAUUAGCAGCAAAAAAAUAUUUUACAUGAUCCGAAAUAUCUAUCAAUUAAUGAACCACUAGUUUUUUUUUUAAUCUAGGUUACAUAUUUUUACAGUAACGUAAUGAAAGUUCAGGAAGCAUUAUUCCUUAAAAUAACUUGAGAAUAAACAUAUACUGGAUAAUCAUUUACUGAAUGUUCGUUAAAUCCAAUGACUUGUUCCGGAUGAAUGUUAAGCUUUUUGCACGUUGAAGAAUCAUUGAAACAACUUAGAUGGCCUGUUGUAAAGUUAAAGUUUUAAACUAUCCAAAAUUCGAACCUUUUUCUUUCCCCCGCCUUUCACCUCGGUCGACCUGCCUGGCAGUAUCUACUUAUUGUCUCAUAUAUAAUGUUCUCGUCCUUAAUAUUUAUGACAUAUUUGCCACUGGAUGUUAAACUAGCAGCAAUACAUCCAAUUGUCUUUAGUUGAAGAAUUCUUGAAAAACAUGUUUUCUUAAAUAUUGUAGGAUAUUGAUGAUAAAGGACUUCCUACUUUAGAAAAAUAUCCUGAUAUGAUAAACAUGUAUCUGGAAAACGCUUACAAAGGAGAUUCUGGACGGACAGAAGUGGAAUUCAAAGAUGAUCAGGGAGAGGAGUAUGUUAUAGUGCUAAUAGAAAUGACUGAAUAUUUAAAGAAUGACAGGUCUAAUAAAGUAGAUGUUUUGCGAAGAGAAAAGCUACAAGGAGAUGCUGGAUCUUUUAAACCGCCAUCAGAAUGGGAUGUUCUAGGAUCUGAUAACGUUAAAGUGGUAACAAUGAUGAAUACAUCGCAAGAAUUCAAAACUAUCGAGAAGAUGUUCUUGGACUCUGUAUUUGGUGGAAGAAAAGAGUGGGUCUCCCAAUUCAAAAAACAGUCUUUAAAAAUUACAAAGAUAGAGAGAAUUCAGAAUCUAAGUCUUUAUCAGAUGUAUACUGCAAAGAAAGGUUUAAUCGAAAAACAGAAUCCGUCUGGCACGGCAAAUGAACAGGAAUUAUGGUAUAGUGCAUUUGAUGACUCUGUUGUCAGCAUUAACCUUUAUGGGUUUAAUAGGAGUUACUGUGGAGAUCUAUACCAAAAAACUAAAUUAAAAAAGAAGAGUGAUAAAAAGUCAAAUGAUCCAAAAGACAACCCAUACGAAGAAAAUUGGGGAGAAGGAGUAUACUUCAGCAGUGAAGCAGGCUUUACAAUUCUAAAAGGGAUUGACACUGACGACAACUCUACAACUGAUCGUACAAUAUAUAUGUGUAAGGUGUUGACUGGUGUUCACAAACAAGGUAUAGCCGGAAUGCGAUACUUACCAAUGAGACAAGAUGGAACCAUGAUGAACUAUGAUUCGGCUACUGAUAAUUGCAAACCUCCCGUUCAGUUUGUUAUUUUUAAUGACACACAAGCAUAUCCACAGUACUGCAUCAGGUUUAGACUUUAGAAUUUUUACAAGCAGAGUUGCAUUAAUAUGCAAAAUUCAUUAUUGUAUAUAAUUGUAUAUUUAUCAGUACCAAAAUUGAUUUUGUUUUGAUAAAUUAAAACGUGACUAAUUUUGUUUUCAUAUACACUUAGUACUAUAUCAUAUCGAUACAAUGUGUUUAUAUCUUUACAUAGGACAAGAGCAUGUUUUUUUCUGUUUAUGAUGCCCUGAGCUAAAUCCAUUUGAUGAAUACGGAAUGAUAUAGUAGUCUAGAAAAAACAUGAUUAAUAUAUAAAUUGUUAUUGGCUUUGAAAUAGCUUUCAGUAAUUGUUAGUACUCUUAGAUCGGAAUUUUGUUCUUUUGCCUAUUUGUUAGUUGAUUUUGAUUUGUUUGUUUAUUGGUUUAUUUUUUUUGCCCUGUGCCGAUCUGAUGAGUUAAUCCCUUUCAACUGAUGUUUACAGUAUUUGCUUAUAUUAUGCUGCCAAACCACUGCCCUAGGUUUGGGAAAGGUUGAGCAUCCACAACCAUGUUUAACCUCGUCACCUCUCUUUAUUCGUUUUGUGUCUUUCUCAAGUCAUUAGUCGUUUUAAUUGUGGGUUGCUGUCUGUUAUAUUUGUUUUUCCGUUUAUUGUUUUAUCAUAAGGCAGGCUAUUGGUUAUUCUAGUUUGAAUUGUUCACAUUUUUUUAUGCCGCGGCCUUUUAUAGCUUACUAUAGAUUAUGGGUUUUGCUCAUUGCUGUAAGCAAUAUGGUGACAUAUUUACAUCCACGUCAGUGUAUCUCUGAUGGAUAGUUGUCUCAUUGGCAAUCAUACCACAUCUCCGUAUUUUUAUGUCUACAAAGUGAUAACAAGUUUCCUUAAUUAGAUUUUAAACAAAAAUUAACAGUAUAUCAAGCUUAUUCUACAACAUUAUCUUUUUUAUUUUAAGUUUGAAUUAGCUUAUUUGCAGAUUUUUGCUUUAAUGAAUGUCAGUGGUUCUUUUUCUUUGUCUUUGAAUAUUUUAAACCUUUACUGUUUAGUCCAUUUUUUGUAAUAUCCUUUUGGCUUGGCUCGGUAUUUAUACAUCCCGCCUUUGUGUUAUUGUGCUAUGGUCAUUUUGUUUUGUAGUCUUGUCUUUCAUUUUUGCUUAUAUGCUUUGUCUAUAUGCCAUUUUGUUUUUCUUUGUUGACUUAGUUGUUUGUUUUUAUAGUGAUUAAGAUUAUGACACAAUGUUGACUGCUGUACCCCAAAUUUUGACAUUUUUACCUAUUAUGUCUGUUUGUUUUGCUUUCACAUUGUUGUCAAUAUAAUGGAAUUCCAUGCGACUGUCAUACAAGUGAGAGAUUUCGCUAGUAUAAAAAAAAAGGUUUAAUCGAACAUUUUCUACAUAAGGAAAUGUACCAAGUCAGGAAUAUGAUAGUUGUUUUCCAUUCGUUUGGUGUGUUUGAGCUUUUAAUUUUGCCAUUUGAUAGGGGACUUUUCGUUUUUCAUUUUCCUUUGAAUUUGGUAUUUUUGUUAUUUUACUUUUUAUGAACGGCUUUUCGUUCUGAAAUUAACUAUAAAACAAUGUAAUACAUUCUAUAUAUAUAGGUUUGAAGUUUGUCAACUCUUGUAUAUUUUUUGGAAGCUGCAUCGAUGUAACUUUGUUGGCCACUUAUAAGCUAUGAAUCGAAGAGGUAUGGUCUACAAAAAUCAUUAUGCUUGUCAAAUUUCAAUGAUGCCUUAAUAUCUAAUAUUGCUUGGAAAUGUCCCAUUCAAUAAAAUAUGAAAUACUAGUACAGUCAAACCUAAUGUGAAGAUCACCUAUAUCAAGCAAAAACUUUUCUUUUCACGUGACCUUCUUUUCAAACUGCUGUAAUAAUAUCUAUGCAUUUGGAAAUUCAAUUUAAAGGUCACAUAUCUUACAGGGUUAGAUUUUCCUGGUCCCAAGGGUGACCUUUAUAUACAGUUUAAUGGUAUAUGUCCAAGGUGAUGUGUGUGAAUUCUCGACUGCCCACUAUCGAAGUGACUCUCUUCUCCUUAGAGUUAGUUAAAUUGUUGAGUCAGAUUUUGAUUAUCUCUCUUCUGAUGAAAGUAUACGUUUUUCGUGUUGGAAAUAGUUUUGAUACAAUCGGAACAAUCUUUACCUCACUUUUUUCAUCAUACUUCCUAUAACAUUUGAUUUCCAAGCAUGGUUUUAUACAUGCAAAUAAUUGUGUUCUCUAAAUAUAUGUUUGUAACUUUUUGGUUUAGACAACUGUAAUGCAUCAUUUUUUUAAUCUCUGAGUAUGAGGAGUGUAAUUUUUACACUAAAGCGUAGAACAUCAAUUAUUUUGUUUCCUGGUUUAUAAAUGAUAAAAAGCGACGUGGCUGUACGAUACAUUGAGCGCACACACUUAAAUCUUCCAUGUUCUAACUUUUUUGUGUUUCUUUCUAUUAACUUGUUUUGAAAUUAUAGAAUAUUAAGAAUAUAUUAAGAAAGGGUUUUACCUUGCCUUAAAUGCUCCCAAACAAACUAAAUUAAAAAAACUUUCUGUCAAAAACUCAAUUUCUCUCAGAUAUAAUAUUUGUGAUGUGUAGU